AUGGUGAGAGACGUGUUCCAGGAAAGACACAUGAAGAGCAUGAAAGAGAGCGGCAGCACCUCCUCUCUCCGCCUGCACAGUCAGAUGAGGGUCACCAUCACUGGAAUCCUGCAGGGAAUUCUAUACUUCCUAUACUUCCUUCCUUCCUUCCUUCUAUACUUCCUUUGUGCACUAGUACAUCUGCAACGUUUCCUGGGAUUUGUCAACUUUUACUGCUGCUUUAUCCGGAGCUACAGCACCUUGGCUUCCCACCUGUCUGCACUCAUUGUUCCCAAGGUUUCGUUCAUGUGGUUCCGAGCUGGUGACCGGGCGUUCCGGGAUCUCAAACACCGCUUCACCACAGCUCCCAUCUUGGUUAAUCCUGACCCGUCCCACCAGUUCGUGGUGGAAGCCGAUGCUUCGGAUGUCAGAGUGGGGGCUGUCCUGUCCCAGCGGUCUGCCUUGGACCUCAAGUUACAUCCCUGCACCUUCUUCUCCCACUCCCUCAACACCACGGAGAGGAACUACGAUGUGGGAAAUCGUGAGCUUUUCGCAGUGAAGAUAGCGUUGGAGGAGUAUAGGCACUGGCUGGAGGUGGCGGACCAUCCGUUCAUUGUGUGGACCGACCACAAGAACCUGGAAUAUCUCCGCACUGCCAAGUGCCUCAAUUCCAGGCAAGCUAGCCUGUCCUCCGGUUUCGACCCCCAGUCCAACAGCCAGUCGGAGCGAAUCAACCAGGACAUAAAGACUACUCUGCGCUGCCUGGUCUCUGCCAACCCCUCCACCUGGAGCCAGCGGAUUGCCACCCGACCCGGCUCCCCGGAAUCAUUUCGGGCAGAAGACCCUCAGAUAUUGACAGGGUUUCUUUUCCAUCACUUGAGCACCCAGAGUAACUCCCUCAUGUCAACCUCUGUUUGGCUAAAUUUUUUCUACUACACCCAGAUCGUCCCAGCCCAGCGAGCUCUCUUCAUCUGGGUGAAGAGGAACAUCAAAAUCAUAAUUUACUGGGGCCUGUUUGUCGACAGAGUUUUAUUUAUGUUUGACUUGGCAUCAGUCAUUUAUUAUGUCACCAUUACCGAAGGAAACGAUAACAUCACUUACACAUCCACAAACGACACUGUUUCUGGCUCUACAGAUGGACUGUAUUACACUGACCUGGUGUGUUUCUAUUCCAAAAUGAUCUACAUGUUUUUUUGUCUGUGUGUGAUGGUGGGGUCGAGCUGGGUCACAGUGUGCUACCUGCACAGACACAUGAAGCGCAUGAAAGAGAGCGGGAGCCCCUUCUCCUCUCCCCGCCUGCACAGUCAGAUGAGGGUCACCAUCACUGGGAUCCUGCAGGGAAUUCUCUACUUCCUUUGUGCGCUGUGGAUCUUCCUUAAUAUCUUCAGCGACAAUUACCCCUCCUCUAUAAAAUUUGACUAUAAUACUUACUACACUGUCAUCUCUCUCUACAUGUUUAGCACCACUGUUAACCUUGGUAUCGGUCAGUCUGUUUUCAGACAGAGGGCAGCUGAUAUUUGGCUCAAAGCUCAACAGGCUGCAAGGUCAUUAUGCAAACCAGGUCAUGGUACAUUUAAGAUCGUCACUGAUUUCAUCAGCUCCAAAAUUUCACCUAGUUCAGAUUUUGACAAUAAUUUGAAUAUUUUCCACACAGUUGUCUCUCUCUACAUGCUUGUCACCACUGUAUACCUGGGUAUUGGUCAGUCUGUUUUCAGACAGAGGGCAGCUGAUAUUUGGCUCAAAGCCCAACAAGCUGUAAGGUCUUUGAAGUUGUGUGGAUAAAGGAUGAAACAAUCGCAGUUAUAAGACAUUGUGUUAAGAUAAAAAGGAAGAUAAAGGGCCAGCUUCAUGGACACAGAUUAAUAUCAGAUUUAAUCAAUAUUAUAAUGGCACCUUGACUUCAUAUUCAGUACAUUGCAUCAAUUAUUUCUGGACUAUGAUUAAUAAUCUUCCUCUGGAAAUAUUGAAUCACAGAACAUAGGCUAAGGGUUAAAUCUGGGAUUUUGUUUGUCCAUAAA
This is a messenger RNA of Oncorhynchus mykiss (rainbow trout), 1997 nucleotides long. Lineage: Eukaryota; Metazoa; Chordata; Actinopteri; Salmoniformes; Salmonidae. The record is from RefSeq and is a predicted model, not a curated record.